GGGGGGAUGCGUGGUUAGCAAGAAGCGGGCUCGUGUGCGCGGGCGGUGGGGCUGUACCGAGCGAGACGAACCCGUCGUCUGGCGCGCCUCUGCCCGUUGCCCCGCUGCUAGAAAACGCUCCGCCCUGCGCAGUCCGUAGGGUGGUUGGUUGGAAGCCGGAGCUCGGGGCCGCGGGGUUGCAAACAGGGCUCUCGCUCGCGACGAGGGACGAGGGACGAGGCUCGAGGCACGAGAGCGGAGCAGAGGAUUCGAGAGGAGGGAGUUCGAAGAAGAAGAAGAAGAAGGAGAGCAGGAGAGGAGGAGGAGGAGGGGCAGGAAUUAUGGCAGCGAUGAGCAGCACGCUGAGAGCGGGGGGGCCGAUGGGGUACGGGGUGGCAUUCGAUUGCCGCCCGGACCCCGCAGGAACGUCGUCGCGAGCCUCAGCUCAGAAACCCUUCUGCCGAGCAUCGUGCGGGGACGAUUCUGCGCCGGGCAAGAGCUCGACUCAGAGCUCGAAGCUGAAUCGGAGCCUGGCUUGCGAUUCGCCACCGUUCAUUCUUCGGUUUCCUCCCAACUUCGUCAGGCAACUGAGCAUUAAAGCGCGCCGCAACUGUGGCAACAUCGGUGUUGCACAGGUCGUAGCGGCCUCUGCUACGGAUCUUCCUGCCGUUUCCUCUGAGAAUGUGGUUGCACCAGCUUCCGCGGACUUGGAGAAGCCUCUCUUUGAAGCCGGAGCGGCUCUGUCUAGCACCGCUGUCGUUAAUGGUGUUAACAGUUCCGCCACUCGCCUCUCUGAGAAGCCUAGAUCUUGUAGCACUACAUCUGUCCAUGGUGGUGAAAGGAAUGGACGUCCGAAAGUGUCUGAUGCGUUGACCACUCCGAUUGUUCAAACUUCCACCUAUUUUUUUAGGAAUACGGCGGAAUUGAUAUCAUUCCAGGAAGGGAGUCACACCAGCUUUGAGUAUGGUCGAUAUGGUAAUCCCACCACAUUCGCUGCAGAAUCAAAAAUCAGUGAACUUGAAGGAGCGGAGACCACUCUGCUUUCGGCAUCUGGAAUGUGUGCCGCCACAACAAUGUUGCUGGCCUUAGUGCCUGCAGGCGGACAUAUUGUCACCACUACCGAUUGCUACCGUCGUACCCGACAGUUUAUUCAAACAGUUUUGCCCAAGAUGGGAAUUACGACUACCGUUAUCGAUCCUUCAGACAUCGCCUCCCUUGAAAGGGCGUUAGAUCAGCAUACUGUGUCAUUAUUUUUUUCAGAGUCUCCAACAAACCCAUAUUUGCGGUGUAUAGAUAUUGAGCUUGUUUCGAAGCUGUGCCACAGCAAAGGCACAUUAGUCUGCAUCGAUGGCACUUUUGCAACUCCAGUGAAUCAGAAGGCAUUGGCCCUGGGGGCAGACAUCGUCUUGCACUCUGCAACAAAGUAUCUUGCAGGUCACAACGAUGUACUGGCUGGGAGUGUUAGUGGGUCAAAGGAGUGUAUUGCGCCAAUUCGAGCUUUACAUCACAUUUUAGGAGGCGUGCUAGAUCCGAACUCAGCAUACCUGAUUUUGCGGGGCAUGAAGACCCUCGAGCUUCGUGUGCGUCAGCAGAACAUUUCUGCUUUGAAACUGGCUCAAGCUUUAGAGGCCCAUCCCAAGGUCCUGCGUGUACAUUAUCCUGGUUUGGAGAGCCACCCGGAACAUCAUAUUGCCAAGCGCCAAAUGAGUGGCUUCGGCGGCGUCAUUAGUUUCGAGAUUGCUGGAGGUUUGGAUGAGGCCUCAAAGUUUAUUGAUGGACUGAAAAUUCCCUACAUUGCACCCUCCCUGGGUGGCUGUGAAAGCCUGGUUGAACAGCCCACCAUCAUUUCUUAUUGGGAUCAGACUGCAGCACAAAGAGCCAAACUGGGUAUCAAAGACAACCUAGUGCGAUUCAGCUGUGGUAUUGAAGACUACGAGGAUAUUCACAACGAUAUGAUGCAAUCUCUUGCUGCACUUUAAGUCUCUGCAGGAUUGAGGAUGUAUCCUUGAAAGCGUUAGUGACCUUGUUAGUCUGAUGGGGUGUAGACGGGCUUUAUUUUCAUGGAAUCAAUAAAUAUGGGCGCAUCAGGAGAAAACAACAUUUUAUCAGAAAGAUGUGCACGUGCUUGUCUUGUUUCCGAAGAUGAGACUUCAAUCCUCGUAUGAUCCGCAAAGUAUUUUCAUCACGAUUGUUUCAUUUCUAAGUCGGCAAUGAGUGAGCGUAAUCUGUCUGUAGAUAGCUAUAACAUAGCGUCAUAAAUCACUUUCCAAGGAUGGAGAUCAUCGAAGAUACCAAGGAAUCUGUCGCACAUGACAGCGCACUGUGUGAUUUAAGCCUCUGACGUCUGCAACCUUCACGUUCCUGUGCAUUAUAGGGGUCACUGUGACUUUAAUUACUGACGGUAGUUAUUGUCGUCUGUCGUGACGAUAGCAGAGCCAUGGGGGACCCGCCCAUGUUUGUAGUAGUAUGAGUUGUACGGUAGCCCAAAUAUUUACUUUUACUGUCGCUGUUGUUGAGUUAAGACCUUGUAGCAAAGAAGAAUCAGGUUAUGAAUACUCGAAUUUCAGUAAGAACAUGGCUUACGAGACCAAGUAGUAAUGAACUGCGGAGAAAAAAAUUUAACCAACCUACAACAAUUGUAGUGAGCCCACGUGUCCAUCCUCGGUUAUUUCAGUACUGUUUCCUUCAUAUCGAUUCGGAAUUAAAAAUAUUGCUUUAUCCCUAAAGCAAUAUUAAUGUGCCACAAUGUUAAUCUUGAAAGCGCAAAGCUGGCACGGAUCUUUCAGCACAAUUCAAUUCGUGUGGUCCAAACGACAAUUGAUUUCUGCCUUUGUCGAACAAAUAUCUUAUGUUUAUACAACUGAAUGUAUCUGAGGUGCUUUUCAGGUGAGUCUAGAACUUAGCCAACAAAGCAGAUGGUCAGACUCCUAUUGCCUAUGACAAUUCCGGUCCUCGGAAAGAACGC
Molecule: messenger RNA, 2944 nt
Organism: Marchantia polymorpha subsp. ruderalis
Lineage: Eukaryota; Viridiplantae; Streptophyta; Marchantiopsida; Marchantiales; Marchantiaceae
Source: the annotation of a GenBank genome assembly